AUGGAUAGUGACGGAGGAUCUGGUACCAUUGGCGGUGGAAUCGGCAUGGCAGGUGGCGACGGCGGAAUCGGCAUGGCAGGUGGCAGCAGGGGGAGAAAUGAACUCAAACUUGAAGCUGAAUCUCGUCGGAAAGCUCAACAACGUCUUCCCCAAGCUGUGGGCUUACCUCCGUUACGGGUAUUUGCGGAUGGUAGUACUUUUAUAAAAGACUGUAGCAACUCACAUUCAGAUCUAUUUGAUGAAAUAGUUGAUCAAACCACAGACAUAUGCUGGGCUCUAGUUUUGGCUUUGAUUCUACAGUAUGCCUACAAUAAAGAUCGUCCACGUAAUCAACGGGAAACUUUGGACGUAGAAGGGUUUGCGAGAAAAGUCAAAUUGACAAAUGAAGAGAUACUAGCUCACAAAAAGUUGGAUUCAAAGGCCAUGGCUGUUGGUUCUUUGAAGAAAGCCAUGAACCAUAUAUCCUCUGUAGGAAUUGAAAGAGCUGAUGGAAGGAAGAGACCAGGACAAGAUGUUUUCACAGUAAAAGGUGUAUUUGUUCCCGAAGAAAUUGUUCAGUUGUUUGACAAGUACGGUCCUCUUGGUAUCACUGUUGAUUUGACCCCUGGUCUUCUUCAAUUAAAAGAGGGAAUUUACAUGGUUCCUAAGCCCCGAGAUGGAGUACUAAGACAUGCUCUCACAAUCGUUGGAUACGGAAUGACAAAGGACGAUAAGAUAUUUUUUGGUGUGAUAAACACAUGGGGGGAGAGGUGGGGAGUCAAAGGGCAUGGAAGAAUAAUGAUUGAAGGCACUACCGAUGAUAUUUUUUUCCUGGGAGAACUGAAGUAG
Messenger RNA from Microthlaspi erraticum, 828 nucleotides. Lineage: Eukaryota; Viridiplantae; Streptophyta; Magnoliopsida; Brassicales; Brassicaceae. The record is from the annotation of a GenBank genome assembly.